CGAUUUUGGUUGUUUAAAAUACCUAAGGGGGGCUGGGUAAACUAGGUCUUUGUGUCGUGUGAUGCCCGCGAUCUCUGAUUGGGUCACAGAAGUGUUUAAUAUGGAUUGGAUUGGAUGUAGACUAGUGGACGGAGAUAGUACAUAGAAUGCGCUGCAUCAAAGUCCUUCUAAGGCUGUAGAAGUGUCUCUGGCUGCAUUCUCACACAGAACAUUCGUGCGAAAUCUUUAUAAACAUCUGAGAAAAACCUGCCGAAAUAACGUCAAAACCGCCCAAUCUGGCAACGCUGUUUUACUUGGCAACAGGAUGUAUCUGAAUUCUGAUUGGUUGUUGUAUCUGAAUUCUGAUUGGUUGUUGUUAUAUUAUUGCCCUUUUGUUGUGUUGUUGAGCCCAGAGUGGGGGGAGGGGGGAGUGACAGGGUUCUACAGAGAAAAGUUUUCACUGCAACCGAACUGCUGUUUUCGUGACCACGCCCCCAGCGCGGAUAUUCAUGUUCACAUUGUUCAGUUUGUUUUUCUCUUUUAUUUUAGAUUUCUGUUAUCUGACUCUGGAUCCCAACACGGCACAUCGUGACCUCGUUCUGUCUGAGAAGAACAGAGCAGUGAGAGGCAGUGGGAGAGAGCAGCGUUACUCUGAUCAUCCAGAGAGAUUUGAUUCCUGCUGGCAGGUGUUGUGUAAGGAGAGUGUGUGUGGACGCUGUUACUGGGAGGUGGAGUGGAGCGGUGCUGAUGGUGUCUCCAUAUCAGUCUCGUAUAAAGACAUCAGCAGGAAAGGACAGGGUGAUGAGUGUGGGUUUGGAUUCAACAAUCAGUCCUGGAGUCUGUGGUGUUGUUCUUCUUUUCUCUCUUUCUGGCAGAACAGCAUUGUGACUGAUCUCAGAGUUCCAUCAGCCUCCAGAAUAGGAGUGUAUGUGGAUCACAGUGCAGGAACUCUGUCCUUCUACAGCAUCUCUGACACGAUGAAGCUCCUCCACAGAGUCCACAUCACAUUCACUCAGACUCUAUACGCUGGGUUUGGGGUCCCCUGGUCUUCUGUUUCUACAGUGAGAUUGUGUGAUCCAGAAUAAAAGUGUGUAGUGUUUUCUGUAAAA
Neoarius graeffei (lesser salmon catfish) is the source of this 1088-nucleotide messenger RNA. Its product is annotated as stonustoxin subunit beta-like. Bases 489 to 1064 code for a protein of 191 amino acids. Gene Ontology annotation, molecular function: protein binding. The record is from RefSeq and is a predicted model, not a curated record. The transcript has a single exon. Lineage: Eukaryota; Metazoa; Chordata; Actinopteri; Siluriformes; Ariidae.